AUGACCAUCUGCGGCAUCUCCGGAGGAACAUCGAUGAACGCCUUUUCAUGUUCUGCAGAACUGGUUCCGAGGAAGCAACGUGGUGUUGUCUUCUUUGCUCUUACCUUUAUCAGUUCAGGAUUUAUCACCUGUGGUUCUCUGAUCGGGCAAGCAAUGCUACGUGAGCCAGUAGGCUGGCGCAUCGUUUCCUACUACUUGAUCGGCAUCUAUACAUGGACAACGGUAAGCAACACGAAGCCAGCCAGCGUGGUCAAAGUCACCGAGGCAGAUAUGCCCACCUUCUUCAACCCCAUUGGGUAUCUUGCGUAA
Fonsecaea nubica is the source of this 309-nucleotide messenger RNA. RefSeq lists its product as hypothetical. NCBI's taxonomy places the organism in Eukaryota, Fungi, Ascomycota, Eurotiomycetes, Chaetothyriales, Herpotrichiellaceae. Bases 1 to 309 code for a protein of 102 amino acids. The record is from RefSeq and is a predicted model, not a curated record. The transcript is spliced from 3 exons.